AUAUUAUAGAAACGUUGAGAAAUGAGUUUUCGAUGCCUAGUUUUCGUCAUGAAUCAACAAAUUCUAUAUUUAUGUUAAUUAUCUUGAUAUUUCGUCAAUAUUUAGACAUUUUUAAUUUGCCAAAAGUGAUAACGAUUUUGCCCGUUCCGCUUCAAGGUUUCAACUUUGGGAUAUACUCAUUGCAGAAAAAUGUGUCCUCACUGUAUAUAGGUACGCACACCCCGUCGUUGUUUGGUAACCAUAGUAGGGUAGGUAGCCAGGGUAAAAUCUAUGAUCAAUAUCAAGGAUGGACACAAUAUCCAAGAAUAGCGAGUAACCAAGAAAACAUUCAUACGAAUUUAAUUUCGGAAAUUCUAUAAGUAGUGAAAAUUCGAAAUAUUUCUGAAACUAUAAUAAGAUGUCCCUCUAUGAUACUUCCAUAUUCCCGAAAUCAAACCAUGGUGCCUGUGCUGAAUAUUUCACAUCAAUAAAUACAACCAAAUUACUGAAAAAUAGGACUUCAAGGUGUACAGAUGACACCAACAGAAAUGUAUAUAUUGGUUAUCAUCUAGCCCAGAAGGAUUUAUGUAAAGCAGAAAUAAAACUAAGGGCGAAGACAGCAGAGGCUUCAAAGCACAGGCAAGUUCUUGAAGAUCAAUGGAAAAAACUUGCAGAAAGUGAAAAGCAAUUCAGGGAAACAUUUCAAGAUUUUAACAAGUUUGUAAUAGAAAAUGGCGAAAAAAGACUCAGAGCUACAAAAAAAAUUGAAGAAAAGGAAAAACUAUUGGAUCAAAGAGUCAAACGAAUUACUGACCUACAGAGUGAAAUGGGACAACUUGAAGAAAUAAAAAAGUACAUGGAUGAAGGCAUAGUCGCCAUGAAAAUUUAUGAGAAUUUUUUGAUCAAAGUUGUGAAUAAAUAUCCAAAUCAAUUCACAUCCGUGAUGGACAUAGUUGAAAGGUAUGAAUCACUAUUGUUAGCUCGGAAGGAACUGUCAGCAAUGCAAGCAAUUGCCAUGAAUAGAUAUGAUGCAGCAAGAUCAGAAUUUGAUAAAGUUACGAAGGAAAACCAUGUUGAAAUUGCUGGUCUGAAGAACAAACUAUCGGAACUCCACUUACGUUAUGAGAAGGCACAACAGACUUCACAAAAAUGGGAGAGCGUUCAUCAUUUGGUAAAUCUUGGAACAAUUGAAAAAUUAAGACAGACCGAAAUUGUGAAAGAGAGCUGCAGACAAAUUUAUCGAAAUAUAUGUGAAAGAAAAGGAAUUCCACCUAUCCAUGAGAAUGAUUAUAUGAAACAAUUUGAGAUUAUUAAGAAGUGUCUUCGGAAACAUGAACUGGUAAAUGAAAUGGUGCAGAACUUGGAGGAAGAGAAACUAAAACUAUCUGAAAAACCAUGCCUAUCAGACACUACUGAUUGAUUGCAAUGAAUGGUCCUGAAGAGAACAACAUAUUUUUGGUUCCAACUUAUCAAGCGAGUUAUUGAAUGGUUUGAAAAUAUGCUAUAUCCAGUUAGUUAUGUACAGUACUGACCAAAUAAGUCGUAACGACUUUUGGUCGAAUUCAUCAAAUGAUUUUGUCUAAGCAGAAAUAGAAAUAUUCAGAGAUAUACACCUGACUAUCUCAUACCACAAUAAGAAAUAUGUGAUUGAAACAGCGGGCGGUUGGAAAAGAUAUUAGUCAGUG
Molecule: messenger RNA, 1664 nt
Organism: Phaedon cochleariae (mustard beetle)
Lineage: Eukaryota; Metazoa; Arthropoda; Insecta; Coleoptera; Chrysomelidae
Source: the annotation of a GenBank genome assembly